Molecule: messenger RNA, 3953 nt
Organism: Loa loa (African eye worm)
Lineage: Eukaryota; Metazoa; Nematoda; Chromadorea; Rhabditida; Onchocercidae
Product: mast family protein
Exons: 30
Coding region: 34-3804 (1256 amino acids)
Biological process (GO): mitotic spindle assembly
Cellular component (GO): mitotic spindle; cytoplasmic microtubule; spindle microtubule
Molecular function (GO): microtubule binding
Source: RefSeq, a predicted model, not a curated record
AUUUGGCAUGAUAUAAAUUGGAAAGACUAAACAAUGAGUUGGCUUGCUGAACUGCUGGAACAAAACAGUUCGGAUCCACGUGAACGUCUGGAACUUGGACAGCAAAUACUGUCGCAGUUACAAAUUUCCAGACUUUCAUCUGACUCAACUCUUCUCAAUGAUUUCUGCGAUUUAGUGGUACAGUGGUUAUCCGGCUCUAAUUAUAAGGUAGCUUUGCUUGCAGUAGAAAUUAUUGACGUAGCAAUUGAAGUAUCCGCGGAUGUAAUCUCACCCUAUUUAUUGGAUCGGGCUACAGCUCUGGUAGAACGUCUGGGCGAUUCAAAACAGAGUGUACGUGAAGCCAUGGUCCAACUUCUUGCUGCACUCGCAAAUACACCACAUUGCAGUCCUCAGGCUGUUCUUGAAAGAAUAUCAUUUGGAUUAAAUCAUCGUCAAUGGUUAGUACGUAUCGGUACUAUGCACGUGGUCAGAGUGGUACUUGAAAAUCGGAGGCGAUUCGUAGAACCACAAAUACAUCGAAUGAUCCCAUCCCUGUGUCACCUGAUGGUUGAUCCGAAUAUCGAUGUGAGAGAAGUAGCGGCAAGUACGUUGGUUGUUAUAUUCUGGCAUUUAGGGGAAAAUGUUUUGUCAAGUAUCCGGAAACGACAACUUAUACCGGAACCAAAAUUUCAAAUGUUAAUGGCACGUUUUAACGAAGCGCAAAUGAAUGGCAACUAUGCAUCUAGCAACACACCAACUACGUCACAGCGUAUUGGACGAUCCUCGCGACGACCACAACUGCCACAAAAACCUCAGUUAACUCCAAGAUCAAACCGGGGCAUGAUUGGCUCGCGUAAGGGACAGUUACUGGAGGAGCAAGAAAAUUCGACUUCAGUACCAGCAUGGCAACGAGCGAGCAGUGUACCAGCACAUAAAAGGCCGCUUAUUGUUUCUUCGAAGGGGUCUAGCAGUGCUGGUUCUGUAAGCGAUGAAGCUUUCCAGCGGGCGUUUACUGAGGUUCCAAAGUGUAACGUAUUUUCGUCCAAGCAACUAAGGGAUCAGAUCAGCGAUGCAUGUGCAGUUCUUGAGAACACAGAUUUAGAUUGGAGUCGUCGUAUGACUGCGCUAAAAACAUUGCGCGCAGUGAUUAUUGGCGGAGGCUUGGACUAUUCGGACUUCGCAGAAGAAGUACGUGAAGUGCAAGCAGGUUUACUCACCUCCGUUAAAGAUUUGCGGUCGCAGUUGUGUCGCGAAGCAUGCGUUACCAUUGCUUUUUACUGCGAAAGGUUGGGUCUUGUGAUGGUUAGCGUCAUAGAUGCACUGAUGCCAACGCUUAUUUCAUUAAUGCAGAACAGUGCCAAGGUAAUGGCAACAAGUGCGCAGCUUGCUUUACAGUACGUUAUUAAGCAUAUAUGCAGCGCCAGAUUACUUCCUCAUUUGCAGACUGCAAUGUCUUCGAAGUCAAAGGAGAUUAGAAGGAAUACGGCAUCAUUGUGUUUAAUGGCGUUAACUCUUUGGGACAGCAAAAUAGUAGAAAAGAACAUGAACAUUUUUUUGGAAUGUAUUAAGGCAAGCAUAAAUGAUGCUGAUCCAGAAACACGCAGAAUUGGUCGCGGGCUUUUCAUGCAACUAGAUCAGGAAUACAAGAAACAAGCUGAUAUGCUUUACAAAACUUUGGAUCCAUCAAGGCAGCGAACAUUGUCUGGCUUCGUAUCGCAAUCGUCUUCAUCACAAUCAAUUAUUUCUGAACGAGACACUUUACCUAUUUCACAACGAAAUGCUGCUUAUGUACUUCAUAAAGCAAGUCCCGCAUACUAUGCUGGACGUUCGACGUCAGAUAUAGAUCCUGGUGCAGUAAGGCGUGUUGCUCAUCGUUCUGUACGAACAGCUCCUAAGUGGGGUGGGCCUCUUCAGCAAGUAAAUGGGACCCCUUCAACGACCCAAAUGAGAACAACUGCUGCGCAACGUUUAUCUUCAGCAUCACAGAAGUUCGUUUCAUCGUUACGGCGUAUACCGCCGACACCAACGAAUUAUGUUAGAUCUCAGCCCGGUAGUCGAAGCACAUCACCAGCUUCUCGUUUCCCUGCACGUGUUCCUCCUCGAUCACAAGUGAGCAGCAGAACGAAAAUCCAGGUAGACGAAUCAGAAGACCACGCUUCUGUUAGCAGUGAUUCAUUUAGGUUUGAGACAAUGGAGUUAGCAACUGCACUUUCUUGCUGUGGCUCGUCGUCUACUACAGAGAAGAAGGAAGGCUUAAAAGCACUGUUCACUAUUAUUUCAAGUGAAAAACAGAUUAAUACAGUGGAUUUGAAAAAAAUUAUUGAACGUUUAAAUCCACUGAUUGGUGAAGGUGCUCAUAAACUUUUGCAACCUCUUGCCGAUACAUUGAUAGCUUUGAUACGUCGUUACCAUGAGGAGCUGAACGAUUGGUUGAAUUUGUUAAUACCAAAACUAGUAACGAAGUGUUCUACGGAUGUUCUGCCUAGUAAUCUGGAAAAAUAUCGAAUUAUGACGGAAAUUGUACGGACAAGUUUUGAUCCAGAAAAGCAAUUGCACGCUGUUUGCAAGUUUAUCCGUGAUCCGGUGCGAAAUAAUGUUAAUGUCAAGAUAAAGUAUGGAUUGCUGAUGUACUUGCAUGAUUUAAUGUGUGGCAUGGAUUCAGCUCCAUCGAUGAACCAAAGCGAAGUUCGACAAGCAGUUAGUAAAAUAUUCCAAUGGGUAGACGAUCCAAAAAACAUUUGUUUGAUGGCGAUCAGUGAAAAAAUCGUGUGUGAUAUGUUCCAUCUAAAUGCGAGUGAUUUCACUUCGAUGCUUGCUACUUUUCCAAAUGAUCUGAAAGAUCGGUUGCGAGCUAUUAUUCGUAAAAAUAGCUUUUGUUUAUCAGCUAGCAAUGGGAUCAACACAAACGAAGCACGUGCGGGUAUAUUAGAAACAACAGCACAGAUUAAUGAUUUUGUUGAUCGGCGAGCAGGUUUACCAAUGUCACCUUCUCGUGCAUCACCUCAGCUGAUAAAUGGUUUAGUUCGCAGCUCGUAUGAUGGUGUUCCAUUACGACGUUCAAGCAACGAGGAUCAGAGUGGAUCGUUAUCUGGUUAUAUCUUGGAUCCACAAGGUCUUGCAAAUGAUCCGGAACAACAGGAAGAGUUAAUAACCAAGAUAGGCGAGGAACUUUCGCUUCAUAACCAAAGAAGUGAAGAGCGGCAGAGGGCGAUGUUGGUACUGUCACAGAUCACGCGUGAUAAUUUAUUUUCCCUUUGGGAUAAGCAUUUUAAAAUGGUAUUUUUAUUGCUCAUUGAAACACUCAAGGAUAAUGAUGAAAAUAUCCGUCGAAUGGCAUUAAAACUUUUGAAGGAAAUUUGUUACGCACAAGCUUCUCGUUUCAAUGAAUUCGCGGAAAUGGCGCUGAUGCGUGUUCUCGAUGCUUGUACGGAUGAAUCGAAACUUGUGGUAACGGCAGCAGAAGAAUGUGGCGUUGUGUUGGCUACUCAUGUUUCAUCUGCAACAUGUCGGCGAGUGCUCCUUGCCAUUAUUAAAUCGGAUGUUGGCGAGCCGAAAAUUCAUAUUGCUAUCAAACUGUUAACAAAAGUGAUUGAGUCACUUAGUGCUACUGAGUUAGAGUUGAUCCUGGAUGAAGUGGCGCCACCAAUUGUUGACACCUAUAAUUAUGUGAGUAGUUCAAUUCGUAAAGAAAGCGUUGUAUGCUUGGUGGCAAUGAUUAUGCUUGUAGGAGAGGAACGCAUGGCACCAUAUUUGUCGGAACUUAAUAAAGGAAAACAGAAAUUGAUAGACGUUUAUGUGAAGCGUAUGAAAGGAAUAUUCGAAUGACGGGACUAAAAAAUUUGCGGUGUAUCUGUGCAUUGUGCUUGUGCUUUCUUCUGAUUGUCGUAGUGUUGCAAAGCAUUUUUAAAAGUUGUUGUUGAGUUGUUGAAAGCUGCUUGAAAAGCACUGCAAAACAGACUAUUCCUAUAAUUGAG